GAGAUGGUUCACCUGACUCACUCCUCACGUCACUGGAAGCUGCGGUGUAUCAAUGACUCCAGUGACUACGAAAACACGCCGCCGAACACUCAGAACAAUAGCAUCACUGUACCAAGGACGGCUCCGGCUGCAUUCGUGACAAGAUCGCGAAUGACGACCUCGCUUCCCCCGGAGCAUCGACUCCUCCCUGGCUUUUCCUUUCGAAAUCAAAAGUACAACCUGGUAGGGUUAUCGAGAGAUGUGCAGUGCCCGGCGCCACCCAUGGACGCAAAGACUACUCCGGCGCUCACCGAUUGCAUUGCCGGUACGAUGCCCAGUCAGCCCCACCACUUCCUCGCCUGUACUCCUCGAGACGCCACUGCGAUCACCUGUAUGCAUGAGAACAAGUGCGACACGUUGGCACAACCACCACUGUGGGACGCAGCACCGUCGCCAAGCUGCUGUACCGUCCUCUCGCAUGCAUCGGAAGGACCAACAGCGUGGCCGUCCUGUGGUCAGCCCGUAGGGCUCCAUGCACUUGAGUAUUCUUCCAAGCCACCGUCGAAUGCCUGGCAUACGUCUGAUGGGAUUGUCCCUGCUCGGCGGUCGAGCCGUGUUGCUCACCUUCGCGAGCAGUUCAAACCAAUGGCCACGGCGUUUCAAAAUGUGCCGUACGUCGGAUGA
Molecule: messenger RNA, 663 nt
Organism: Phytophthora nicotianae INRA-310
Lineage: Eukaryota; Oomycota; Peronosporomycetes; Peronosporales; Peronosporaceae
Exons: 1
Source: RefSeq, a predicted model, not a curated record